CGUAGUGAGCUAUGCCUGUGGUGUCAACAUUGCCUGCCUCCGCUCAUUAUUUGGCUGAAACUCAGCAAAACGGGCACGGGAUUGCUUCGUUUACCAACGAUUGCUCUUCCCUGGGCAAUCAUUUACGUUUUUGGUCAUUCGUAAGUGUUGCCCAUGUUCCACAAAUGCUAGAAUUUACUAUCAAAAUGGUUUGUUUACAUCUGAACAGAGGUCAUAGCGAGCUCCCAGCCGUAGCAUGGCUGUGUUGAUGUUUUCAUUUGAUUGGACGGUGUACGGGCUACGCAGCUGCUUGUUGUUAUAAUCGGUUAUUUCUGGAUAUAAUUAUUCCUACAAGGCUGUCGAAGAAUCUGUAAAUGCACCAGCCCUUUGUAGAAUCUCAUUGUCAAGGUCAGCUUAGUUGUAAACUAAGCAGACGAUUUUUUACUGUCAAACCUCCAAACAGCUGACUGAGUGCGAGCGAUGCGUCUCCAUUUGACAUUAUGAAUAUACACAACCAGGGACCACGUCAAGUGUUUCUUUACAACCACGGACGCACACACUGGACCCAGGGAGGACCCAUCUUUUAUGAUCAUAGACGUAUCAAUCAUCAAGUAGCAAUCGGAACUGGACAAUUUCAGGGACAGUGGUUUCGGGGCCCCGUAGUUCCAGCUGGCCCACAGAACUCUCCUCCAUUCCAGAAUUUUCGUGUGAAUAUUUCAUGGAACGGUCCUCUUAACGGUCCCUUUCACAACAACCUGAAUAUACAUUUUGGUAGGAACUUUGUCAAUCGUGUUCACUACAGAACAAAUAUGAUUGGUGGAAGACAGGCACCCCAGCCAAUGCUAGGGGUUGAUGAGGACACAGAGUUGUGUUUCAUCUGUGGUGACUAUCUCCAGAACUGUAAUGAGCCUGGUGUUCACAUGUGUGAUGGGGGACGAGACAGUUCUUCCAGGUGUAAUCAAAAUGCAAGACAUUCAUCUGAUGCAGACCAAAGGCAGGCAGAAAUUAACAAAGACAAUAAUAUCAAGACAAAGUUAGAAACUGUUCUUCAGAAUGUACAAGACAGUUUGAAAAAUGACUACAAAACAGUAUCAGAAGCACUUGAAAAGUACCUUGCGGAUCGCAUCAGUGAGAUCAGCACAAUACACAGAGAAGUGAGCUCUCGUCGAGAGGCUCUGACCAAGCUACAACUGGAACUGGAAGCCAGGACCAAGGACCUGGAAGUGAAGGAGAAGAAGCUGGUGGAAUCCCAGAACCAGUUCACCAAGGAAAGGCAACGAUGGGUGGAGGACAGCGAGAAGGAGAGGAUGGAAAUCGCACGUCAGUGGCAGCAGCUCAAGGAUGAGAUCACACGCAUGGAAGAGCUCCAUGAUGUACAGAAAGGGCGUGUGAAGCUUGAUGUGGGCGGCCAUGUUUACACGACAUCCUUGCUGACCUUGACCCGUGAUGCUGAGUCCAUGUUGGCGGCCAUGUUCAGUGGACGCCAUGAGAUACGCGUGGAGCAGGAUGGCACAGUGUUUAUUGACCGUGACGGCACACACUUUCGCCACAUCCUCAACUAUUUGCGAGACGGUGGAGUGACGGUUGAUUCCUUGCCUAGGAGCAGACAGGUCCUGAAGGAACUCCGCAAUGAAGCUGUUUAUUACCAGCUGCAUGGCUUAGUGCAGCAAAUAGAGAAAUUUCUCUAACUAUUCCAUCUUGCCUUCUCAAUACAAUCCAAAUGCUUACACCAGAAAUUACCCUGGUUUGACAUCACAAAUCUAUGUCUUGACAGCCAAAGAUAUCAGAUUCAUCCUAUAGCAGCAAUGCAAUGAACACACAACACUGCCAAAGUUUACAUAUUCAGGUUGGAGUGAGCAGCAGAAAUUGGGAAAGUUCAGACUUCUAAUAAAACACCUGUGAAAUUGUUCAUAACUAAAUUACUUUUCAGAAACAUGAUAUAAGAAAAAUAUCUUGAAGCUAAAGGACUCUGUAAGCACACUGGAUCCUAGGAUAGUUCAUACAGUAUGGUUACUUUUUUUCUGCUUUGAGCAUACUCUGGCGCCCAUUACUAUGCUCUGUUGGUGUUUGGUGGAGGUAUUUUAGACUGUAUUGUUCAUUCUACUUAAAAUGCCAAUAUUAACAAAUUUGAUUUCUGAAAACUAGAAAUCAUAGUGAAGUAGCACAAUUUGUGUCUUGUGUUUCAGAUGAAACAGAUAAUGUGUAUUACUUUGGGGCCAUCUUAAUUACAGCGAUCAUGCUUAACAAUAUGGAAUACAUGAAAGGUUUACUAAACUGAAUAUUAUUUUAUAAUGCUAUCUAUUAUUAUGUACACUACAGGGAAGAAACUAGGAAUGUUUGCUCAUAAUGAUAUACAUGUUUUGAGGCUACAAUCAUGACAGAUUUGCAGAGAAAAUAAUCAAACAUUAACAAUCAUGUUUUACUUAUCAUAUCAAUUUGUUUGUUUAUUACCCAUGUGGAAAUAACUGAGAUUAAUAAUCUUAAAUUACACUUGAUAUAUACAGUCCAUGUAAAUCAAAUAUCUCCAUGUUAACACAUGAAGAAGAUAAUAUGUAAACAGAUUUUAUGAGACUCUGUUUAUUGCAUUUGUGGAAAUACAGACAAUUUUAAUCUUAGAAAAUUUUUAACAUGUUCCUUAACAGUCCUUGUAAUUUAAUGCUUUUCAGUAAACAUUUGAUAAACAAUAUACUGCUAAAAAGUAUAUUUUAUAAGCAUAGUGAAACUAAAGUAUGGUGUCCCAUGUUUCUAAAGAAGCCAAGAAUCACGCAUUCUCUUCCCACAAAGGUUACUCCUGUCAUAUCUUCCUACGUAACCUCUGUUCUAAUACGGCCUGGGCACAAUGUGUG
Molecule: messenger RNA, 2825 nt
Organism: Haliotis rubra (blacklip abalone)
Lineage: Eukaryota; Metazoa; Mollusca; Gastropoda; Lepetellida; Haliotidae
Exons: 4
Coding region: 480-1667 (395 amino acids)
Biological process (GO): protein homooligomerization
Molecular function (GO): protein binding
Source: RefSeq, a predicted model, not a curated record